Molecule: messenger RNA, 2156 nt
Organism: Glycine soja
Lineage: Eukaryota; Viridiplantae; Streptophyta; Magnoliopsida; Fabales; Fabaceae
Exons: 14
Coding region: 287-1690 (467 amino acids)
Source: RefSeq, a predicted model, not a curated record
AUAGAAACGUUUCUUUAGCGUAGAAGAGACGGGGGGAGAGAGUAGGAAAUGUUUUAAAAAAAGGCAAAGAUUUAUGUAACGCAAGAAGCUGAGGCUGUUCCCAAGUCUCUCUCUUUGCAACCUCCGAGGAAUUUUGGUAGUAUCCUCUGCAAUAUUUUGUCAUCAGUUUCAGUUUUGUGAUAAAAGUGAGUGAGAGAGAGAGAGAAGUGAGUUGUUUCGGUUUCUGUUUGUGUGUGUCAGUAAGUGCUUCUCUUUUGCCCAUUUUUUUUUCUGUGGGAAGAAGAAAAUGCUGGUUCGGAGGAGGGUGAUGAGUUGGAGAAGGGUGGCGAAGGCCCUUCAGGCUCUGGUAGCUCAUGUCUUACUUUUCUCCUUCACUAUUUCCCUUGCUCUCAAGCUUGACCAUGUCAUUCGUCACUCAUGGUGGAAGGUAUUUUUUCCUCUAUGGGUUUUUCAUGCUGUGGUAGCACGAGGCAGGUUUUCCUUGCCCGCUCCUUCGAUGCCUCAUGAUCGCCGAUGGGCUCCUUUUCAUUCACUCGUAGCAACUCCUCUACUUGUUGCAUUUGAGCUACUUCUUUGUAUGCAUCUCGGGAGCAGUUAUGUGAUGAAUUUAAGAAUUGUCUUCAUGCCCCUGAUAUUUCUUGAAAUGGCGAUUUUGUUUGAUAAUGUCAGGAUGUGUAGGGCUUUGAUGCCUGGAGAUGAUGAAAAUUUGACCGACGAAGCAGUAUGGGAAACUCUUCCGCACUUCUGGGUUUCAAUAUCCAUGGUCUUCUUUAUUGCUGCCACAGUGUUCACCCUUCUAAAGAUAUGUGGUGAUGUUGCAGCUCUAGGGUGGUGGGACUUGUUUAUUAACUUCGGCAUUGCACAGUGCUUUGCGUUUCUUGUUUGUACAAAGUGGCACAAUCCAACUAUUCAUGGAGGCUGUCAUAUUACAGAACCGUGUUCAUCAUCAAAUACCAUAAGAUACCUAGACUUGAGGACAGGAGGCUUAGUUGUUUACACAGAUGAAGAUAGACAGCAAAAUGGGUUCUGCAAUCUGCAGGAUAUCGGCAGCCAUAUUAUGAAAAUUCCAUUCAUUGGUUUCCAAAUACUUCUUUUUAUGCAUUUAGAGGGAACACCAUCCAGUGCAAAAAAUCUGCCACACUGGGUCAUUAUUUCCCCACUAUUUUUGUUGCAAGGAGCUGGGGUUUUAUUUGCAGCUUAUAGAUUAAUAGAGAAGAUAGUUCUUUUACUCUACAUUGGAGAUAUUCCUGAAAGAUACUCAGCUAUAGCAUCAAAAUCCCGUGAUUGCUUUGGGUUCUUUCGAUGUGGGUCAAGGUUGCUUGGUUGGUGGUCAAUAGAUGAAGGAAGUAGAGAGGAAGAAGCUAGACUUUUUUGUGCUGGGAGUCCUGGGUAUAAUACUUUCACCCCUGAGACGGUGAAGAAAAUGCCUAGAACAGAUCUGGUUGAGGAGAUUUGGAGACUACAAGCUGCACUGGGUGAGCAGACACACGUUACAAAAUUUAGCCAGGAGGAGUAUGAAAGACUUCAAAAUGAGAAGAUCUUAUGCAGAAUUUGCUUUGAGGAGCAGAUCAACGUGGUCCUACUUCCCUGCAGGCAUCACAUUCUUUGUAGCACUUGCUGCGAAAAAUGUAAAAGGUGCCCUGUCUGCCGUGGAUCCAUUGAAGAAAGGAUGCCUGUAUAUGAUGUAUAGACCGAGUUCAAUGAAGAUGUAUAGGUAUCUUACUGAUCAUCCAGCUUGUGAUUUUAGAUGAGGCAAGCACUGAGAAUUAUCAAUUUCUCUUCUCAUAGAUAUGAUGAACAUCAGAAGUUGUAUAGAAUUUUAAACGUGUUACUCCCCCUCCCUCCUAAUUUUUCUUCCAAAGUGCAUUCUUGCAAUUCUGAAGGGAUUGCCAAUAGUUGCAUUGUCUUGAAUUUUGGUAUCGUAAGGAUUUAUCUACACCAAAAACGAAAGAUGGCAUAUUUGAGGUAUGGUUUUAUCUUUAAUAUUGUCUAUUUUGACGUUGGUCUAAGCCUUAUGGUUUUAUCUUUAAUAUGGUGUUUCCAUAGGUUAAGAAGAGAUGUUUAUAAAUUAAAUUUUGUCUCGACUCCUAAGGAUGUUGUACCGGAACAAUAUCCAUUCACCAUUGUUGGAUUUAAACGUCUAUUAUUUGUUUGAA